Penicillium vulpinum is the source of this 774-nucleotide messenger RNA. Its product is annotated as enoyl-CoA hydratase/isomerase family protein. The transcript has 2 exons. The record is from RefSeq and is a predicted model, not a curated record. NCBI's taxonomy places the organism in Eukaryota, Fungi, Ascomycota, Eurotiomycetes, Eurotiales, Aspergillaceae. Bases 1 to 774 code for a protein of 257 amino acids.
AUGGCCGAACACGACAGAGUGACAACAGAUACUUCCUCGUGUCUUGGCAUCUCAUUGAUUGCAAUCAAUCGCCCUAAUAGGAAGAACGCCGUCGAUCCUUCGACUGCGAAGGCUCUUUACGAAGCCAUUCUUGUCUUUGAGAAUGACCUGAAACAAAAAGUGUGUGUCCUGACAGGUGCUGGCGGUAGUUUUUGCGCAGGAGCCGACCUCCACAGCGUUGCACAGGCAAACAACGAUACACCCGGCGACAACCUUCAACCUGUCGAUGGCCGCAACUUGGGGCCAAUGGGUCCCUCUAGACUCAUUAUAAAAAAGCCAGUCAUAUGUGCUAUUUCUGGAUAUGCCGUCGCAGGAGGCCUAGAGUUGAGCCUACUUGCAGAUAUGCGUGUGGUUGAAGAAGACACAGUCUUCGGUGUCUUUUGUCGACGCUGGGGUGUGCCUUUAAUCGAUGGAGGAACUGUCCGACUGCAAGCCAUUGUCGGGCUUGGUCGUGCCUUGGAUAUGAUAUUGACCGGUCGGCCCGUGAGCGCCCAGGAAGCGCUGGCUAUGGGACUGGCGAGCCGAGUGCUCAUCACGUUCCCUGAGCUAUGUCUCAACACAGAUCGCCAGUCAUGCUACUACAGUGCGUAUGAGGCAUCCUCAUUCCAGGAUGCGAUGUACCAGGAGUUCAAUGCUGGGAGCAAGGUGAUUUCGCAGGAAGCCAUAGCAGGCGCGACAAAGUUCAGCAAAGGUGCAGGACGGCACGGCAGCUUCAAGGGUCAUAGCAAUCUGUGA